AGUACUUGCACCGGGCUCCUCUCCCUCAGUCCUCAACUGCUUUGCGAGGCUGACGGACCUCACCGGCGUGAUCGCCCCGCAGCUCAGCGCUCCAGCCCUCGCUCCCGCAGCAGCCGCGAAGAUGCGCCACCGCCGUCCUGCCAAAAACCUAAUGCUGCUGUGCUCCACGCUCUGGAUUUUUUGCCAUGUCAGCGGUGCGCGUGGAGCUUUAUCAACAACCCUGAAGUGUGAUGAGACUCUAGCCUUUCCUCUGCCUCACACAGCCUUCACCAGCUCAUCUGUCUUCUCAAAUGGAUACGCACCUGGAUAUGCCAAGCUCAACAGGAGAGGAGGUGCUGGUGGAUGGUCACCUCUGGACAGUGACCAUUAUCAGUGGCUACAGGUGGACCUCGGUUCCAGAAAGCAGGUUAGCGCCAUAGCAACACAGGGUCGCUACAGCAGUUCUGAUUGGACGACACGGUACCGCCUUCUCUACAGUGACACAGGAAGGAACUGGAAACCGUACCAUCAAGAUGGCAACAUUUGGGCUUUUUCUGGAAACUCCAACUCAGAGAGUGUAGUUCGCCACGAGCUGCAGCAGGGAAUCGUGGCUCGCUUCCUUAGGCUUAUCCCGCUUGCCUGGAGCGAAGAGGGGCGCAUCGGUCUUCGUAUAGAAAUCUACGGAUGCUCCUACUGGGCGGAUGUUAUUAACUUUGAUGGCCAAGGUGUAAUUUCAUACCGAUUUAAGGUGAAGAAGAUGAAGAUCAUUAAGGAUGUGAUAGCACUGAGAUUUAAGACAUCAGAAAGUGAGGGUGUGAUUCUUCACGGGGAGGGCCAACAAGGAGACUACAUCACUCUGGAGCUCCGGAAGGCUAAGCUGCUAUUGCAGAUAAACCUUGGUAGUAACCAGUAUGGUUCCAUCCUGGGCCAUACCUCCGUAACUACCGGCAGCCUCUUGGAUGACAAUCACUGGCACUCAGUGGUGAUUGAACGCUAUCGUCGCAACGUCAACUUCACAUUGGACAGACACACUCAGCAUUUCAGGACCAACGGAGAGUUUGACUAUCUUGAUUUGGACUAUGAGCUGACCUUUGGAGGGAUGCCUUACAGUGGAAAGCCAGUAGGAGGUGGGAGAAAGAACUUUAAAGGCUGCAUGGAGAGCAUAAACUACAAUGGAGACAACAUUACAGACUUGGCUCGCAGAAAGAAGCUGGACACCUCCAGCUUUCAGCGCAACCUGUCAUUCUCCUGCGUGGAGACCCACACCUUUCCAGUCUUUUUCAAUUCCUCCAGCUUCCUGCAGCUGCCUGGUCGAGCCAGUCACAACAUGGUGUCUGUGGGUUUCCAGUUUCGUACAUGGAACCCCGAUGGCCUUCUCCUCUUCAGCAAUCUGGAUGAAGGAACGCUGGAGAUCUCUUUACUGGACGGCAAAAUUGUUGUUUACAUCAACACAUCAAAUGCAGCCAGAAACUACCAAGUUGAUCUGUCAUCUGGUUCAGGUCUUAAUGAUGGCCAGUGGCACGCAGUACGCUUGGUUGCCAAGGAGAACUUUGCCAUGUUGACUGUAGAUGGUGAGGAAACGUCUGCGGUGCGUUCCACUUCCCCUCUUAGCAUCAACACAGGAGGAACGUACCACUUAGGAGGCUACUUUUUGCAGACACUGUUCCCGCCAUCCCAGCAUUCCUUUCAGGGGUGUAUGCAAGCAAUCCUGGUGGAUGACCAACCGGCUGAUUUGCACGCUGUGGAGAAAGGCACUGUGGGAGCUUUUGAGAAUGUCAGCCUGGACAUGUGUGCAAUUAUAGACAGAUGCAUGCCUAAUCACUGUGAACAUGGAGGUCGGUGCAAGCAGACCUGGGAGAGCUUCAGUUGUACCUGUGAUGGAACAGGAUACAGUGGAGCUACCUGCCACACUUCUGUCUACGAGCCUUCAUGUGAGGCCUACAAACAUAUAGGCAAGUCCUCUGACUCUUACUGGAUUGACCCUGAUGGCAGUGGACCACUUGGCCCCUUCAAAGUCAAUUGUAAUAUGACAGAAGACAAUGUGUGGACAACAGUGGUGCACAACCUUGCACCAAAGACUGCAAUCACCGGCUCCAGUAGAGAGAGGCGCACUGUUCUGCAGGUCAACUACAGUGCCUCCAUGGAACAGGUGACAGCGAUCACCACCAGUGCAGAAUACUGUGAACAGCAAAUUGCCUACAGCUGUCGCAUGUCCAGACUGCUCAACACUCCAGAUGGGACCCCUUUCACAUGGUGGGUGGGUCGAGGAAGUGAGAAGCAUUUAUACUGGGGAGGCUCGGGCCCCGGCAUCAAGAAAUGUGCCUGUGGUAUCGACCGAAACUGCACCGACCCUAAAUACGACUGCAACUGUGAUGCUGACUCCAGACAAUGGAGAGAAGACUCUGGUCUCUUGGUAUACAAAGAGCACUUGCCUGUCAGCCAAGUUGCUGUGGGUGACACAAACAGACCAGGGUCUGAGGCCAAGCUCACUGUCGGGCCACUACGUUGCCAUGGAGACAACAACUACUGGAACGCUGCAUCAUUCACCACACCAUCCUCCUACCUGCACUUUGCCACCUUUCAGGGUGAGACCAGCGCUGACAUCUCCUUUUACUUCAAGACAAGUGCCCCAUACGGAGUCUUUCUGGAAAACUUGGGCAACACUGACUUCAUCCGUCUGGAGUUGAAAUCCCCGGAGACAGUCUCCUUCUCCUUUGACGUCGGAAAUGGACCCGUGGACCUAACGGUCCAUUCAGCUGCACCUCUCAACGACGACCAGUGGCAUCAGGUGAUGGCGGAGCGUAAUGUCAAAGAGGCAGUGCUCCUGCUGGAUCAGACUUACAGGACGUCCCGGCCGGCUCCUGCUCAGGGUCACACACGCCUGGAGCUUUUUAGCCAGCUCUACGUGGCGAAACCAGCAUCGCUCACCUGCCAAGACAGUGCUGCAGGGGGACAAAGAGGGUUCCUGGGUUGUAUCAGAGCCCUCCGAAUGAACGGCAUUACUCUCGACUUGGAGGAAAGGGCCAAGGUUACGCCCGGGGUCGAGCCUGGUUGUCAAGGCCACUGUACCAGCUUUGGGAUGUAUUGCCGGAAUGGAGGAAAAUGCAUGGAGAGGUAUAACGGCUAUUUGUGCGACUGCACUGCAACUGCCUACGACGGCCCAUUCUGCACAAGAGACAUCGGGGGGUUCUUUGAGGCUGGAACACUUGUGAAGUACAACUUCCUGCCUGAAGUGGUUGCAGGGGCCAGUAAGGAUUCAAAGGCUCUAACAAAGCAGUUAACGCCACAUGAGGUCGAUCUCACCAAGGAGGAACUGGCAUUCAGUUUUAGUACAUCCAGCGCCCCGGCUGUCCUCGUGUACAUCAGCUCAAAGACGCAGGAUUACAUGGCUGUGGUGCUGAAGCAGAACGGUUCACUGCAGGUGCGUUACAGCCUCGGAGGUCUAAAAGAGCCGUUUUCGAUAGAGGUGGAUCAGCGUAACCUGGCCAACGGACAGCCGCACAGCCUCAACAUGUCCCGCCACAACCGCAGCAUCAGCAUUCAGUUGGAUCAUUACCCUCCUGUCAGUUACACACUCCCAGAUGCCUCAGACACACAGUUCAACCUGGUGAAGACUCUGUUCUUAGGCAAAGUCUUUGAAACUGGAUUUGUAGAUCCAGUCAUCAUCGAGCGUUACAACACUCCGGGUUUUAUCGGGUGUUUGUCGCGGGUGCAGUUCAACAGAGCAGCCCCUCUCAAGUCUGCACUGAGAGCAGCAACCCAGGCCGCUGCAACAGCCGGUCAACAAGACACGCAAUCAGCAGCCCCCUUCUCUGUGUCCUACCAGGGCAAACUGGUGGAGUCCAACUGUGGGGCAUCACCUCUCACCAUCCCACCAAUGUCUGCUGCAACAGAUCCCUGGCAUCUGGACAACACAGAUGCCCUGUUUCCCUUUAACGAAGAAAGAGUCAUUCCUGAUGGAGUCAACAGAGACUCUGCCAUCAUUGGAGGAAUAAUUGCAGUAGUGAUCUUCACCAUCUUGUGCACGCUGGUGUUCCUGAUCCGCUACAUGUUCCGCCACAAAGGCACCUACCACACCAACGAGGCCAAGGGCAGCGGGGAGUCCGCCGCAGAAUCGGCCGACACGGCCAUCAUCGGUACCGACAACCCGGAAACCAUCGACGAAUCAAAAAAGGAGUGGUUCAUCUAACGAGCAGUGAUGGGACUCUGCAGAGAGGAAGCUGCUUAGCUCGUCAGACAUGGAGGGGGUUCAAUCAAGAGACCGCUCACUGGAAAGAAAGAUCGCCGGCUUUUCAGUAGGACUCCCAGAAGCAAUGAAAAGUUGGAAACUCGUGUACGGAUUUUUUUUGUUUUGUUUUGUUUUUUAUAUUCAGAAUAAUAGAAAAAAAAGGGGGACACUUAUUCAAUAAAGCACAGCUGUUAGUGACUCGUAUACACUAACCAGCUUGUCCUUCUUUGUAUCGUGCUUGGGAGUUUUCAGGAGUCCUUUGAAUACUGUACAUGACAAAAAUAUUACACUUGCUGGUUGGUGUGAUAGCAAAGAUUUAUUGCCAGUCCCUAAUGCAUUUUGAUUUUCUAUUUUAACAAAAAUAUUAUAUAAAAUGAUCAAAUCUACAAGCCAAACUUCUUUUUUCAAGCUACAGUUGCACCAUUUGUCAACAUUCAUAUUCAUACCACUUAUACUGUGGUGAUGCAGAAAUGACUGUUGAUGCCAAAAGUUUAUUUGUAUAUAUUUAAUAUUUUGUGUUGCUGGGUUUUUUUCUUUAAAGAUUUAUUUAGAGUCCAAACACCUAUAAGAAAUGUCAUAUGUUUAUUGCAGCUGUCUAUUAUAGUAUUAAUUUGUGAUAUGCAGAGUUUUAUGUUUAGAUCUCCUGACAGUGGGUUAUAUAGGAGAUUCUCUCCACGCAGACAGGGAGGAGUUUCUCAAAGAAUGAUGGGAAACUGUGACACUUUGGGGUCAUUUUUGCUCAUCGCCAUGGCAGCUGUUUUCAUUCUCUUUAUUUUUAACGGGAAAAAAAGGCGAGAAUCUUUAUUUAUUGUUUCUUUGCCAAACACAGAAGUCUUACGACCGAUUUUUGAAUAUUUCAUGUUUGGUUUUUGUGCUGUUUGCGGACAGACAUGUCUAUGGUAUACAUCAGUGUGUGUAUGUCAAAUUUGGGUGAAAAGCAAAGGCCAGAGGAACGUCAUAUGGGUGAUGCUCUUGCUUCAAUGCAUUGGAGGCCCUGAAGCAGCAUGAAUCUAAAAAAUAAUCUGUGAACAUCCUAACCGUCCCAGGGACAAGGUGAAAGUAAUUGGCUUAAAAGUCCACAGUGCCUUUAGGAUCAUGUCUCCUUUCCCCACACUGCUUAACUGAAACUUGACUGCUGCUGCUUCAUGAAGUCCUUUCAGGUGUUCUCUUGCUGCCUGACUAACACGGUGCUGUUUUCCUUGAAUGCCAAUCCAAACUUGACUUAACAAUUCAGAAUGAUCUGUUUUGGGGAGGGAAAGCAGCAGACGGCCCUCGAACCACAGAACAGACUGGGGGUUGAAGGUGGCGGGCGGAUGUGGUUUUGUAAGAGCUGAGCCUCACAACAAGCAGGAUGUUUCCUCCUACCCUCUGUGACGCACACACACAGAUGCAAACACUCAUGUUUUAUCCAGCAUGACUCAACAUCUCUUGGUCCAUUUCAAGAGAGACGUGUCCACAUCAUUCUAUUUCUGCUCCACUGUUGCACUGCUGUCCUGCAUAAACAGCCAUAUUCCAACGAAACCAUGCUUCUCCUUAUGUUUACAUUGUGUUACACUUCAAACAAGCUGCCAAUUAUACUUUUUGUGGUGACUUUUCUAUAUCAGUUUAGUCAAACAGCCCCCCAAUUUAACAUGAGGAGAUUCCGUCCAUUGUUAUCAUCGCCAGUCAUAUCAGAGAUGUUGGGGCGGCUGAUGAGUUCAGCCUGCCCUCUACUGAGGCCUCAAAGACCAUUCACCCUGUCUAGAAUCAGACCCAUUUAGACCAACAUGUUAGCCUGAUUUCUUUUUUUACAUAUAUAUCUAUCUGGGCUCAUAAACAGGUAUUGAUAGAAAUUGUUUAUCUGCAAUGACCAUAACCCCUUUUUGUUCCUGAGUUCAAUAAAGAGUGUUUGAUCUAUAAA
Molecule: messenger RNA, 6107 nt
Organism: Oryzias latipes (Japanese medaka)
Lineage: Eukaryota; Metazoa; Chordata; Actinopteri; Beloniformes; Adrianichthyidae
Gene: cntnap2a
Product: contactin associated protein 2a
Source: RefSeq, a predicted model, not a curated record